GGAACGGGCGCUUUCUAGCCUUGCUGCGAUCGACCACAGCGAGCGACAACUUGUUCUACCUCAUCCCUUUCUCAUCCUCAUCGCCAUCGACAACGUCGACAAACAUUAAUAAAAUCGCCCAAGCUGUUCAGCACAUCCGACUAACUAGAGUUAUCAACUGACCCCUAGCACUCAAACCUCCCACUGAAGUAGCUGCUGAUCGAAUCGAUCGCGAUGCCAGCGCCAGUAGCGGUGUACGUCGUUGCGGCUAUUGCAAGUUUCGCUGCUGUUUAUGCUUUUCACGAGUUCGUCUACGAACCCCACAUCGCCCCUGCCAUUGAGCGCUGGGCAGAGGACUUCCUUGAAAAUCGUCGUGCUCGACGCAGAGUUCCUGUGGCAUCCACCAGGGGGCUUGGGGACGGAGACCUGGGCCCUCGCGGUGCUGAUCCUAAGGAAAGGACCGCUGCGAGAGAACAAGAUUCCAUCGAACUAGAAGGCCUCAAUCUCGGCCCCGUUGACGAAUGGCGGAACGAGGUCCAUCGCACCGCCCCAGGCACGGGUGCGAGGCGGAGAGUGAGAGUAAUCCCUGACACAGACGAAGGGAAAACCCUGUCUAUAUCCACCCGUACGCCUACCCGUGCCGUUUCCCGAGCCUCUUCCAACACCGCAAGCGACUCUGAGCGCGAGGGUAACACUACUAUAAUUUUUGCACCGUCUUCCAACUCGUCUUCCCCUCCUCCGAGCCCGCCAUUCGGUCCUAUACUCCCCGACACCCCUCGCACGAGCGCCGCCUACUCCGCCCGCCCGUUUUCCCCGGUCGUGCGCACGCCCGUGCGCUCCCGUGCACAGUCGAGCAGGUCUUCUUUGCGGCACUCCAACUCGAGCUCGCGCGUCAGCGUGGAUGUGCACGGCAGGCGUGUGGACGUUGACGUCGAGGAUGAGCACGUCGACAUAAACAUUUUCAGCGACGCUAGCGCCAGUAUGCAUAUGAGCGCAAAUAUCAGCGUUGUGGAAUCGCUAUCAGAACGUUACCCCGCCGCGCCCACCCCGCCUGUCCUACUCUCCCCGCCUUCAUCACACACACUUCUCUCCUCUCCAAACACAGACGUCCUGAGCCUUGGGAGCAGCGGUAGCCGUUCUGGUUCGCCAUUUGCUGUGCUUUCCCCGCCUGAGCAGCGUGCGUCCCUCUCAGGUGCUGCGAGCUCGCUAUCGCCCUCGAUGACAAGCGAGGAUGAGUUUAUGUCGUUUGAUGAAGGGUCAGAUGGGGUUGGGGAGAGAAUAGUGUCGCGAAGCGGAAGUGCGCGUUCGCCUAACCCUUUUUCAGACUCUGACGAGGGGAGUGAUUUUGAUAGUGGCAGUGAGGGGAGCUGGGGACGGGUGAGUACAGGACGAAGGUGAUCUGGUCAUGUACUAGUCUCGUCGGAUUUUUAGAACUGGGGUUCGUGUGUGGUGUCGGGAAAGGGUUGCAUCUGCCCAGGAUACAUUGAUAUACACGGGACCCUCUUGUUGCGGUAUCUAUUGUGGCUUUCCCUCCUUGUCUUUUUCUCUAUCUGGUUCUCUGUCUCGCUCGUGUCUUGUACUCAUUUUGUUAUGUCGCUUUGCAUUUCUCCUCAUAAAUUUGUGUUGUACCAAUUUACCCUCAUCGUUAUCGUUGUAACCUGUGAACCCAGCCCACAACCGCUGCAACUUAUGCAGAUCAAAUGCAAGCACAUACCCGAAUCUAGGGUAUACUUACUUAUAGACGAAUG
Suillus clintonianus is the source of this 1727-nucleotide messenger RNA. RefSeq lists its product as uncharacterized. Lineage: Eukaryota; Fungi; Basidiomycota; Agaricomycetes; Boletales; Suillaceae. The record is from RefSeq and is a predicted model, not a curated record. Bases 214 to 1377 code for a protein of 387 amino acids. The transcript has 3 exons.